Molecule: messenger RNA, 561 nt
Organism: Arachis stenosperma
Lineage: Eukaryota; Viridiplantae; Streptophyta; Magnoliopsida; Fabales; Fabaceae
Product: RING-H2 finger protein ATL57-like
Exons: 1
Coding region: 1-561 (186 amino acids)
Source: RefSeq, a predicted model, not a curated record
AUGCUAAUACCCUAUGUGUUCUUCCUUCUGGGGUUUUCACUUAUAAGCAUAGGAGGUGGACCUAAAUGGAAAGAUUCUAAUUCUUCUUCUCAAUUCAUCAUUAUUGGUUCCGGUUAUUUCAUAUUUGUUGUUGCCUACAUCCUAUUUGUUAUAGCAGACAAGUUUUUGCCUAUAUAUUUGAGGGAUAGUAGCUCGUCGGAGAAUAAUACUAUUGAGAUCACAAGAAAUAUGAUGAUAACGAUUCAAUCUUUUGAUUCCGAAGAGACACAAGAAUUCACGGAGUUGCCUUUUAGUCGGAGUAUGCGGAUGGCUAGACUUGCUUUGAAGGCAUUGCCGCCGGUUAAGAGCUUCGCUAAGGAGGAGGAGGACGAGGACGGAUUAGUCGACCGGAGAAACAACUUUUGUCCUAUUUGUAUUGAAGAGUUUAAGGAUGGAGAGUUAAUUCAACCUUUUGGAGUGUGUGUUCAUGAGUUUCAUUCGGCUUGUAUAAACUCUUGGUUACAUUCUGGAAAAACUAGUUGUCCGCUUUGUCGUGAAGAUUUAGCUACUUUUAUGAAUUGA